AUGGCUCUUUCUUCAAAAGUUUCAUCCGUUUCUGGAUUUUCUCUCUCACCUGUUUCUGGAAAUGGUGUUCAAAAGCCAUGUUUUUGUAAUCUGAGAGUUGGUGAAAAAUGGGGAAGUGGAAAAUUUAGGGUUUGUGCUACAACUGCUCCUUUGACUGGGGUUAUAUUUGAACCGUUUGAAGAGGUUAAGAAGGAUUAUCUUACUGUUCCUUCUGUUCCUCUUGUUUCUUUGGCUCGUCAGAAUUUUGCUGAUGAAUGUGAAUAUGUUAUUAAUGAGCAAAUUAAUGUGGAGUACAAUGUUUCCUAUGUGUAUCACUCCAUGUUUGCAUACUUUGAUAGGGACAACGUGGCUCUCAAGGGAUUUGCAAAGUUCUUCAAGGAAUCUAGUGAAGAAGAGAGAGAACAUGCUGAAAAGCUUAUGAAAUAUCAGAACACUCGUGGUGGAAGAGUUGUGCUUCACCCCAUCAAGGAUGUGCCCUCAGAAUUUGAGCAUGUGGAAAAAGGAGAUGCAUUGCAUGCAAUGGAGUUAGCUUUGUCUUUGGAGAAGUUAACAAAUGAGAAACUUCUGAAUGUGCAUAGUGUGGCAGAACGCAACAAUGACAUUGAGAUGACACACUUCAUUGAAGGCGAAUAUUUGACCGAACAGGUUGAAGCAAUUAAGAAAAUAUCAGAGUAUGUGGCUCAAUUGAGAAGGGUUGGAAAGGGUCAUGGUGUUUGGCACUUUGAUCAAAGACUUCUUCAUGGGGUACAUGCUGCUUGA
Lathyrus sativus (Indian pea) is the source of this 759-nucleotide messenger RNA. Lineage: Eukaryota; Viridiplantae; Streptophyta; Magnoliopsida; Fabales; Fabaceae. The record is from the annotation of a GenBank genome assembly.